Lolium perenne is the source of this 441-nucleotide messenger RNA. RefSeq lists its product as uncharacterized. The record is from RefSeq and is a predicted model, not a curated record. NCBI's taxonomy places the organism in Eukaryota, Viridiplantae, Streptophyta, Magnoliopsida, Poales, Poaceae.
AUGGACCUGUGUGAUGCGGUCAGUGAUAACAUGGUAGCUUACCGUGAGAUGUAUAAUCUGAUGGAAGAAUUACCUGAAGAUCCAGUAGAGAAGCGGCGCAUCGACCGCCGCGCAAAAGCAUAUGAAGUGGUAGAAGGGGAGCUCUACAAGCGAAGCAUAUCAGGUAUACUUCAACAGUGCAUCGCACUCGAAGAUGGAAAAAGUUUGCUGCUGGAGAUACAUGAAGGCACCAGGUGCCAUCACACGAGCAGCCAAGCACUUGUCGCCAAAGCGUUCAAAGGAUGGAUUUACUGGCCAACUGCAGGCCAAGACGCUAGAGACCUGGUCCAGAAGUGCGAUGCAUGCCAGCGCUUCGCGUCAAAGCCGCAUGCCCCAGCCACAGACCUCAUGACAAUACCUCUCGUCUGGCUUUUCACAAAGUGGGGACUCGAUCAAGUUUGA